Molecule: messenger RNA, 14712 nt
Organism: Cryptotermes secundus
Lineage: Eukaryota; Metazoa; Arthropoda; Insecta; Blattodea; Kalotermitidae
Gene: LRP1
Product: prolow-density lipoprotein receptor-related protein 1
Exons: 77
Coding region: 177-14327 (4716 amino acids)
Molecular function (GO): calcium ion binding; protein binding
Source: RefSeq, a predicted model, not a curated record
UACCUCCUGUUACAGUCAACAAAUAGGAGAGUGUGGCUCAAGCGUUGUUAAGGUGUUCAUUUUCCGUGGUUGUGAAUGUGUAUUAAUUUAGUGUAAUUACAGAGAUGACAUAUAUUUCAUAGUAUGAAUUAUUUGUGAGCAACGAAGGAUCCGUAACUGUGUUAGAGGUUUUAAUAAUGAGACUGAACUGUAUGUUGCUAUAUUUUGUGUUGGCGGUUAUAUGUUUCAUUACACUUGGCGGACAUGAGGUAGAAGAAACCACCAGCCCUGAUCUGUGUGGUCACGAUGAGUUCAGGUGUGAGAAUGGAGACUGUAUCCCAUCACGGUGGAAGUGUGACUCCAGUCCAGACUGUGAAGAUGGUUCUGAUGAACCACCUGAUUGCAUACCAAGAAUGUGCAAGCUGGGACAGUUCCAGUGCAGACACACACACAAAUGCAUCCCACAUGGCUGGAUAUGUGAUGGAGAGUCAGACUGCGGGGUUACCCACAGGAUGGUUCCGGACAUGUCCGAUGAGGACCCACAGCUGUGUCAGAGAGGUAUGAGCUGUCCCCCAAACCUGUUCCGCUGUGAAGAAUCUCUUCAGUGCCGGCCUAUAACGGCACUCUGUAACGAUGUUCCAGACUGUUCAGAUGAGUCAGAUGAGGGAGACUUCUGCCACAACAAGAGUCUCUGUGAUUCAGUGAAAUGUGAGCAUGGAUGCCGUCCAAGUCCAUCAGGUCCUCUUUGCUACUGUCCUGAGGGUCAACAACCCAAUAAAUCACGAUGUGUUGAUUUUGAUGAAUGUCUCCUUGAUGGAUCAUGUGAUCAAAUAUGUAUCAAUAAUAAUGGUAGUUUCAACUGUCAGUGUGUGUCAGGUUAUGAGAGAAGUGGUUCCAAGUGUACUGCAGUCAAUGUGCCAGAAGAUGAGCCGCCUAGCAUUGUGGUUAGCAGCACAGCAGACAUUCGACAUAUUCACCUUAAUGGUUCUUCAUACCUUGGGAACAGUUCAUUAACUCCACUUCAGACGUUGGCACUGGAAUUCAGUCAUCGGAAUCGCAGUCUUUGUUAUGUCCAACAUAAACCCAGCAAUGCAAAACUCACUUGUGCCAAUAUUGAUAAUCUUAAUGACUCAUGGGAUCUUCCUACACCAACCAUGUUUCCAUUGGAUUCCGUGACACAUAUAGCAUUGGACUGGAUCUCAGGAAACUGGUACUUCUUAGACGAUACACGUGAGAUGAUUUUCCUGUGUAACUCAACAAUGAAAGCCUGUGUUAUUCUGAUUGGAGUGAACCUCAGCAAACCUAGGGGCAUAGCAUUGGAUCCAACCAAAGGAUACAUGUUCUUCACCAAAUGGGGAGCUUCAAGUCCAAUGUUGGAGCGAACUGCACUUGAUGGUUCGAACAGAACAACUCUUGUACAACAGAAAAUCGUGUAUCCAUAUGGAGUGACAGUUGAUUACCCCACGCAGCAUGUCUACUGGGUAGACACAUACUUAGAUUUUGUGGAGAGAAUCAACUAUGAUGGUUCAAACAGGCGAACAGUGAAAAAGGGAUUUCCAGUGCAGAACUUGUAUGAUAUCACAGUUUUUGAGAACAAUCUGUAUGUGACAAGUUGGCGCAAUCAGAGCAUCAUUCGGCUUCAUAAGUUCAACUCAGAUGAGUAUGAGACUGUGGCUAACCUCAGCCGUCCAUUUGCUAUCCACGUUUUCCAUAGACAGCGGCAGCCAGAAGAAUCGCAUCUAUGCAGUUUCAAUAAUGGUGGCUGCCAACAUAUCUGCAUUCCAUCAUGGAAGAAAGGACAUCCUGUGGUGCAGUGUUUGUGUAAGGCAGGUUACAGGUCCAUGCCGACUGGACAUUGUGUGGUGGCCAAACAGUCACAGUUCUUGCUGUUUGGAAAAGCUCGGCCAGCAAUGAUAAAGGGAAUCUCACUGACUGGAAAACAGAGACCACAAGAAGUGAUGAUUCCUGUCAUGGAUUUGUCACGACCAGCCGCAUUGGACUAUGAUGUCAGAACACAGUACAUUUACUACUCUGAUGUCCAGAGAUAUGUAAUUGAACGGCAGAAAAUAGAUGGAUCAGAGCGUUCAGUGGUUCUUAACAAAGGUAUAAAUAACUGUGAAGGUUUGGCCAUUGACUGGAUGGGCCGCAAUAUCUACUGGACUGACCAGGGGCUGAGAGCUAUUGGUGUAGCCAGAUUGAAUGAUACAUCGCAGCGGAAACAUUUCCUUUACUCAAACAUGUACCAUCCCAGAGCCAUAGUUGUUCAUCCAAAGAUGGGCCUUAUGUUUUGGACAGACUGGGUAAGUUCAGCUUCGCAGAAAGGGAAGAUAGAACAGGCAUGGAUGGAUGGAACACAUAGGAAGCCACUUAUUGAAACACAGCUGCAGUGGCCUAAUGGACUUAGCAUUGAUUAUAUAGGCAAGAUGUUAUACUGGUGCGAUGCUUUCCUCGAUAAGAUUGAGCGUGCUGCUCUGGAUGGAAGUAACAGACAGAUUGUUUAUGAUGGACCCCACUUAGACCAUCCAUAUGGAUUGGCAUAUUUUUAUGGUUCAGUUUACUGGACUGAGUUCCAGAAGGGAACUCUUCACAGUAAGAAUCUCAGUGUGGAUGAAGGCGCAGUUGAAACACUGAGUGAAGAAUUCUCAGCUCUCUUUGAGAUUCGUGUUUUUGAUAACUCUUCUCAAACAGGUUCAAAUGCUUGUUCAAAUAAGAACAAUGGUUGCCCAGAACUGUGUCUGGCUGUCCCAAAUGGCACUAGGUGUGUGUGUCGAGAUGGACAUAUUCUAGAGGGCAGCACAUGUGUAGUCCAGUCCAAUUACACAGCCCCUUCACGCUGUACAGCACGUAACUUUCAGUGUCGGGACAACCUUCGUUGCAUCGACAGUCGUUAUGUGUGUGAUGGUGACGAUGAUUGUGGCGAUGGGUCAGAUGAAGACACACGAGCUGGAGGAAUAUGUGAGAACGUGCAAUGCCGUGAUGACCAGUUCCGUUGUGACAGCAAUCGGUGCAUCACACGAUACUGGGUCUGUGAUGGGGACAAGGAUUGUUCUGAUGGCUCUGAUGAGGACCCAAAGGAAUGUGUCAACACCACUUGCAGUCCAACACAGUUCAGCUGUGUGAUAUCAAAUCGUUGCAUCCCACUAACUUGGAUGUGUGAUUCGGAUCCUGACUGUGGAGAAGGAGACACAUCUGAUGAACCCAGCAACUGCGAAUAUCCUGAAUGCCUGCCUACGGAAUUUGAGUGCAGUAACAAACACUGUGUGCCAUAUGACUACUACUGUGAUGGUGAUGAUGACUGUCGAGAUGGGAGUGAUGAGAAAGGCUGCCAUGGCUUCUGUGACCCUGCAACACAGAUUUUAUGUCAAGUGGAUGCAUCGUGCCUUCCAAUAUCCAGCAAGUGCAAUGGCCAUGUGGAUUGUAGUGACGGCAGUGACGAAACCAAGUGUAACAAGACCCGACUUGGCAAAAUGUGCAAAACUGAUGAGUUUCGCUGUGCAGAUGGCAGUUCCUGCAUUAAGAAGGGUCUUGUAUGUAACAAGCAUAAGAACUGUGCUGAUGGCUCCGAUGAAAAAUAUUGUGAUCAUGUCUGUGAGUUACAUGAGUUCCGCUGUGGUGAUGGCGCAUGCAUCAGAAAAGAAUUUGUAUGUGACGGUAAUCAGGAUUGUAUAGGAGGCUCUGAUGAAGCAGUUUGCAAUGGCGCUGUACACGAAGUAGAGAAGUCUGUAGUACAGAUCACAACAGAAGCCCCUUUUGAGUGCCAUUAUCCCUCACAGCUGUGUGACAAUGGAACCUUCUGUCUACCGGUUGACUGGCUUUGUGAUGGCAAAUUAGACUGUGAGGAUGGUUCUGAUGAAGGACUUCGCUGUGGAGAGCGGGUCUGUGAUCGAAGCAGUGACUGCAGCCAUUACUGCCAUGAUGCACCUAUUGGCAGCAUCUGCUACUGUCCCAGCCACCUACAUCUGCAGCCAGACAAAAUGACAUGUCUUGAAUCUCACCCUUGUGAAGCGUGGGGUGUAUGCUCCCAGUUAUGCCAGCCGUUAAAGUACGGGCACAAGUGUUUGUGUGAAAAAGGCUAUAAGCUCCAGCAUGAUGGUUUCACAUGUAAGAGUACAGAGAACGCAACAGCUUUUGUUAUCUUCUCAAAUAGACAUGAACUACGAGGUGUUGAUCUUCAGACUUUCAACGUAAAGGCUUUAAUUUCAAGCCUUAAGAACACAAUUGCUCUUGAUUUUUAUUACAAGGAAGACUCGAAUACAGUUUCCAUCUAUUGGACUGAUGUUAUUGAUGACAAGAUCUACCGUGGAACACUUGUGGGUGGUUCAUUAAGCAACAUUGAGGUGGUAGUUCAGACAGGCCUGGCAACUGCUGAGGGCCUUGCAGUUGACUGGAUAGGAGAGAAUCUAUAUUGGGUUGAGAGUAAUCUUGAUCAGAUAGAGGUAGCAAGACUGAAUGGAAGCUACAGGCGAACUCUAAUAGCUGGAGACAUGGAAUCUCCCAGAGCAAUUGCACUGGAUCCCAGAUUUGGCUUGCUGUUCUGGACCGAUUGGGAUGCAAAUGCACCUCGUAUAGAACGCUGUAGUAUGAGUGGACAGGAUCGUAUUAUUGUAGUGCAAGUGGAUCAGGUUACAGAUGGAGCUUGGCCUAAUGGGCUCACUCUAGAUUAUAUACUGAAGAGAAUAUACUGGAUAGAUGCAAGAUCAGAUUCCAUUCACACAACAUUUUAUGAUGGCUCUGAUCAUCGGGAAGUCAUGAGAGGCCAUGAAAUGUUGUCACAUCCAUUUGCAAUUGCACUUUUUGGCAAUUAUGUAUACUGGACAGAUUGGCGGACCAAUGCUGUUAUCAGAGCUAAUAAGUGGAAUGGUUCAGACAUUAGUGUGAUCCAGCGGACUCUGACACAGCCCUUUGAUAUACAGCUUCUUCACCCUAGCCGACAGCCUAGAGAUGUUAAAAAUCCAUGUGGAGACAACAAUGGAAACUGCUCACAUUUAUGUCUGCUGAAUGUGAAUGGCACAUUCAAGUGUGAUUGCCCCCAUGUCAUGCGUCUAAAUGAAGAUCAGCGUACAUGCGUUGCAGUGAACGAGCGAGUGCUACUAUUCUCCCGAGCCAAUGAGAUCCGUGGCGUGGAUUUAGGAAUGCCUUACUAUCAUACCAUCCCCACCAUCAGUCUGCCACAGGUGCUUUCACCGUCACAGCUGGACUUUGUUGCUACAAAUCGCAAAAUCUACUGGACUGACAUCCAAGUGAACGAGGUGAAACGAACAGGACUUACUGGUGGCAUUACUGAAAGCAUCAUAGACACAGGCAUUGAGCAGCCUACAGGUUUCGCUAUUGAUUGGAUCUCAGGGAAUAUGUUUGUGAGUUCAUUUCGCUCAACCAGUAGUCACAUCUUGGUGUGCAGCCUGGAAGGGGAAAUGGUAGCAACAGUGAUUGAAGAUGGUUUCCAAAUUCGUUCAUUAGCAUUGGAUCCAAUUCGGGGGAAGCUGUAUUGGAGUAACUGGAGUGGUGAUAAUUAUUCAAUAUAUCAAGCUCGAAUGGAUGGGAGUGAACAGAAAAUGUUGGUGUCUCGUCGAGAUGAUGAGACUGUGCACAGCCCACAAAGCUUGUCUGUGGAUCUGGAAUCUAGGAGACUGUACUGGGUGAAUACUGGGAGUGACUGCGUGCAAUAUUAUGAUUUCAUCACAAAUCAAGUUGAAACUGUACAUUUGAACAACGAUCACCCUACUGCGGCUACUGUUUACCGUGGAAGACUUUAUUAUGCUAACCAAGAUGAUAAUGCAAUUCAUGUUGCCAAUAAAACGACUGGAGCAGAGAAUGUUAUUCUCAGAAAUAAUACUGCCAGUGUGACAUCGCUGCGAAUAUAUGACCCAGAAGUGCAGACUGGCGAUAAUGCAUGUUCAGUAAAGAAAGGCAAUUGCUCACAUCUGUGUCUGCCAGUCUCGGAAACUGAGCGUGUAUGCAAGUGUGCUACAGGCUACUCACCUCAUUCUAAUGAUCCUACAAAAUGCAUUGGAAUUGAGGAGUUCCUUUUCUACUCAAUUAACUGGGAGAUUAAAGGUCUGCCUCUUGGAGAUGACAACACAACACAAGUAUUGGGGCCGAUAUCUCGAGUAUCCAUGGCAAGCAGCAUUGACUUUCAUGCAGAGAUGGAUUACCUAUACUGGGCAGAUAGUGAUCAUGGUACAGUGACUCGGAUCAGACGUGAUGGUACAGGCCGGCAAACUGUGGUAGAGCAUUUUGAAACAAUGGAGAGCAUCCCAGUUGAUUGGUUGCCAGGCCUGGCUGUGGACUGGAUAGCAGGAAAUGUCUAUUGGACAGAUCCCAAGUUUAAUGUAAUAGAGAUGGCAAGGCUGAAUGGUUCUUGCCGUUACGUAGUCGUGACUGGGAACCUGGACAAACCAACAGCUAUUGCAGUGGAUCCACUGCAUGGUUUUCUCUUCUGGAGUGAUGCUGGCAAGGAGCCAAGACUUGAACGGUCAAGACUUGAUGGUUCAGAUAGAUUUGUACUGGUGAAUGACACUGGCAAUUCCAUUAAUGACAUUGCACUGGACUAUGAGAACCAGAUGCUGUACUGGUGUGAUUCAAGAACCAACAGAAUUGAAAGGAUAAGCUAUGAUGGCUCUAACCGUGAGGUACUGCUAGAACAGUCAUUAGACAGUCCACGAGCCAUCACUGUAUACCAGGAUACAGUGCUCUGGAUUGAUAUAGCAUAUGAGCGUGGCAGCAUCUUGUCAGCCCCUAUGACAAAUCUUUCGGAUCACAAAGUGCUGUUGUCUGGAGCAGGUGAUUCUUUGAAAGACAUCCAGGUCUUCACCAAAGCUCGCCAGCAGGGCACCAACCCCUGCGCUGUCAACAAUGGAGGCUGUUCAGAGUUAUGUCUGUUCAAUGGGACACAUCCUAUAUGUGCUUGUGCACAUGGCAAAGUCACAGCCAUUGGUACCUGUGAAGAUUAUGAUAGUUUCCUUGUCUAUUCUCGUGUCGUGCGAAUUGAUAGCAUUAACAUGUUUGAUGAAUUCAACCGCAAUGCGCCGUUCCAAAGCAUUCAGUCUAAAGACUUUAUGAGGAAUGCAAUUGGACUGUCAUUUGAUUAUGAGCGCAAGAGAAUAUUCUACUCUGAUAUUCAACGAGGGAGCAUCAAUUCAGUUUACUUCAAUGGUUCGAACCACACUCCUAUUGUUGAAAGACAGGGUUCUGUCGAAGGUUUAGCCUAUGAGGCAGUUAACAACAUGCUCUAUUGGACGUGCAACAAUGAUGCAACUAUCAGUAGAGUAAAUCUUACAAACAAUGAGACUAAAGUGGAGCAGGUAAUCAGACUGGGACCAAAUGACAAACCCCGAGGCAUUGAUGUUGACAGCUGUAACAUGCACAUAUAUUGGACCAACUGGAAUUCUCACAAUCCAGCCAUUCAGAGAGCACAUUUCACUGGAUAUGACAUGGAGAGCAUCAUCACAACUGACAUCCGUAUGCCAAAUGCUCUUACCUUGGACCAUAAAGCACAGAAAUUGUACUGGGGUGAUGCUAGGCUAGACAAAAUAGAACGAACAGAUUAUGAUGGUUCAAACAGAGUGAUCCUGGCUAAAGUUACCCCACAGCACCCAUUUGAUCUGGCUGUGUACGGUGACUAUAUUUUCUGGACAGAUUGGGUACUUCAUGCAGUAAUUCGUGCUAAUAAGUACACGGGUGAAGAUGUUGUAUGGCUCAGAAAGGAAGUGCCAAGACCAAUGGGCAUAAUUGCUGUUGCUAAUGACACAAAUGAUUGCCUAGCAAAUAAAUGCCUGAUCGAGAAUGGUGGAUGUGAAGAUGAGUGCCGUCUUGAUGAAGCAGGAGAAGUUGAAUGCCACUGUUUCUCUGGCCGUACCUUGAUGGAAGAUGCUCAGAGAUGUACCAGUGAAAAUGCAAGCUGUAAAGCAGAAGAAUUCCAUUGCUCAGCUGGAGGUUGCAUCCCUUACCAUCUGACCUGUGACACAGUCUCAACAUGUGAAGAUGGCUCUGAUGAAGAUCCCGUUUUUUGUGCCCUGCGCACAUGUCCACCUGGCUACUUCCAGUGCCGCAACAAUCGCUGUGUGUCAAGUAACCAAACUUGCAACCAGGUGAAUGACUGUGGUGACCUCAGCGAUGAACUUAGUUGCUCGUGUUCAGAUGAUCACUUCCUCUGUGCUUCUGGUCAGUGUAUCCAUGCCAGUCUCCGCUGUGAUAAUGAACCUGACUGUACAGAUGCAAGUGAUGAAAUGCAUUGUGAGAGAUCACGGAAUUGUUCAGAAGUGACAACUUCAGGGAUACCCUGCAACUAUACCACAUCUUGCAUUCAUGUGAAUUGGAUCUGUGAUGGAGAAAAUGACUGCUGGGACAACAGUGAUGAAGAGAACUGCGAUCAUCAUGCAACAACAUUUGCCCCACAGCAGUGUUCUCCUAACCAUUUCCGGUGCGCUAAUGGCCACUGCAUCAUGAAGUCAUGGCAGUGUGACAAAGACAAUGAUUGUGAUGAUGCAGUUGGAGGUGAACCAAGUUCUGAUGAGAAAAACUGCUCAUACCUCUGUCGUCCAGAUCUGUUUAAGUGCAACAAUUCUGAUUGCAUCCCUUCAACUUGGCGUUGUGAUGGCAUUCCUGAUUGCUCUGAUGGAUCUGAUGAAACUGAACAGUGCAAAACACGAGUGUGUCCAAACACAGACUUUCGCUGUAACACUACUGGGCGCUGUAUUCCUUUGUCUUGGACUUGCGAUGGAGAGGAUGACUGCAGUGAUGGUUCCGAUGAAAGUAUAGAAGUGGACUGUCCCAGAGGAGAUACUACUCUGUGCCCACCAAACCAGUUCCGUUGUGCAAACAAUCAGUGCAUUGAUGAGGAAUACUUUUGUGACAGAGAUGAUGAUUGUGGAGAUGGAUCUGAUGAGCCAAUGUAUUGUAACAAGAAGUGUCGUAGUAAUGAGAUGGUUUGCAACAAUGGGAAGUGUGUUCUUGCUGCGUGGAAGUGUAAUGGAGUGGAUAACUGUGGGGACAAUUCAGAUGAGGAAGACUGUCAAAACAGUGGAAAGUCAAGUGAAUGCAAAAGUGCAGGCACAUUCAAGUGUAGCAACAAGUUGUGUAUAAACGAGACUUUACUCUGUAAUGGGGAGGACGACUGCGGAGACUACAGUGAUGAAGAGCAUUGCAAUAUCAAUGAAUGUAAGGACCACAGACCCUGUGCUCAUAUCUGCAAUGACAGAACUGUUGGUUAUGAAUGUUCCUGUCAUCCUGGCUACCAGGUUCAUCCAAAGGAUCCACACCUCUGUUCUGACAUAGAUGAAUGUAAGGAUCGACCUUGCAGUCAGACAUGUCGUAAUGUGCAGGGCUCCUAUGUCUGCUCCUGUGUUGAUGGCUAUGUGUUACGAGCAGAUAAACGCUCCUGCAAAUCUAACUCCAGUGUUGACCCAAAGCUGAUAUUCACAAAUCGAUACUACAUCAGAGAGCUGGAUCUCAAUGGACACAGUACCCUUCGUGCACACAACCUAACAAAUGCAGUUGCCCUGGAUUAUGACUGGGCAGAGCAGUGCAUCUAUUGGUCUGAUGUGACUGCGCUGGGAAGUAGUAUUAAACGUCUCUGUGGCUCUGGUGAUGCCUCCUACCAGGUAUUGCACUCAGCAACACUUCAAAAUCCUGAUGGUCUUGCUGUUGACUGGGUAAGCCGAAACCUCUACUGGUGUGACAAAGGAUUGGACACUAUUGAAGUAUCCAAGUUGGAUGGCCGAUACCGCAAAGUUCUUAUUAACGCAGGAUUACAGGAGCCACGGGCCAUCACCCUUGAUCCAAGGAAUGGUUACAUGUACUGGACAGACUGGGGAGAUAGACCUUAUAUUGGCAAGGCUGGAAUGGAUGGCUCAGGCCAAAGGAUACUAGUCAAUGACUCACUAGGCUGGCCAAAUGCUCUAACCAUCUCAUAUGAAACAAAUGAGCUCUUUUGGGCAGAUGCACGGGAAGAUUACAUAGCUGUCUCAGAUUUAGAAGGAAUGAAUAGGAAGAUAGUACUCAGUAGAGAAAAAGAUUCAAAAGUUAUGCUGCAUCACAUCUUUGCCUUAACUGUGCUGGAAGAUUAUCUCUAUUGGACAGACUGGGAAACAAAAUCAGUCGAACGAUGUCACAAAUACACUGGCACUGAGUGCAGCACCUUGACAACAACAGUGCACCGUCCCAUGGAUAUCCAUGUGUACCAUCCUCUCCGACAAGUUAAAGUGCCUCACAACCCAUGUCUGUACAAUGCGGGCUGUAGCACAUUGUGUCUGUUAACCCCAAAUCAUGGCCACCAGUGUGCUUGUCCAGAAAAUUAUGUCCUUGGUGAGGAUGGAAAGAGCUGCAAUCCUAACUGUACCACUGCACACUAUGUAUGUGCCUCCACUUACAAAUGCAUCCCAUUUUGGUGGAGGUGUGACACUCAGGAUGACUGUGGUGAUGGCUCAGAUGAACACAAGGACUGCCCCAAAUUUGAGUGCAUGCCAGGCCAGUUCCAAUGCAAUAACACAAACUGCAUCCAUCCAUCCCAGCUGUGCAAUGGUGAGACAGAGUGUGGUGAUGGUUCAGAUGAAUUGGACUGUGAUCAGUACACCUGCCUGAAUACACAAUAUAAAUGUCAAGGAAAUGGGACUAUAUCAGACCGCUGUAUUCCAAUAAGCAAGGAGUGUGAUGGUCAUCCUGAUUGUCUGGGCGGAGAAGAUGAACAUAACUGUCCGCCAAAGACUUGUCCCCCUAACCAGUACUCGUGUAAGAACAAGAAGUGCAUUCCAUCAGUAUGGGAAUGUGAUGGGGACAAUGACUGUGGAGACAACUCAGAUGAAACCCAGAACUGUAAGGACAGGAAGUGUCCAGCAGAUCACUUCAAGUGUCAGUCGGGCCGCUGCAUCCCCAAAUCAUGGCUGUGUGAUGGAGAUCAUGACUGUUCAAAUGGGGAAGAUGAACCUUCUUCUUGCAGCUCAUCUGAUUUCCACACCUGUGACCCCACAUACUUCAAAUGCAAGAAUAACAAAUGCAUUCCUGGCCGCUGGCAUUGUGACUAUGACAAUGAUUGUGGUGAUCAUUCGGAUGAGGAUGGUUGUGUUCCACGUGAAUGUUCUGAGUCCGAGUUCCGCUGCAGUGAUGGUCGAUGCAUACGUGGAAUCCAUCACUGUGAUGGUGAAUAUAAUUGUGAUGACCAUAGUGAUGAAAAUGACUGCAACACCACCUGCAGCCAGAGUGAAUAUCAGUGCCAAAACCCACAUUACUGCAUAUUUAUUGAAUGGAAAUGUGAUGGUGACACAGAUUGCAGUGAUGGCUCUGAUGAAGCCAAUUGUAAUGAAUCGUGUCCAGACAACCAGUUUACUUGCCAAAAUAAGCAGUGUAUUAGCCUCUCUUGGCGCUGUGAUGGAGAUGACGACUGUGGUGAUCACUCAGAUGAAACCCAAUGUGAGACUCUUGCUUGCCCUCCAGGUCGGCACAGGUGCAAGAAUCAUAUUUGUAUCUCUCCGGUAAACAUCUGUGAUGGUACAGACAACUGUGGAGAUGGGUCUGAUGAAGAUCCAGUAGUGUGUCAGCAAUCUGGCCACUGUGCUGUCAAUCAGUUUAAAUGUGCCAACAAGAUCUGCAUCAGCAACAAGUACCGCUGUGAUGGGUUUAAUGACUGUGGUGACAGUUCCGAUGAAGAUGAUUGUGUUCAGCCACCAUGUCAUUUUGGAGCUUGUUCACAGAUAUGUGUAGAAAAGAAGGCAGGAAACUUUUCUUGUCAUUGUGCUCCAGGCUUCAUAGGAGAAGGGACAUCCAGGAAUAGGACAUGUCUGGCUCGAGGAAAACCCGCCCACCUUGUGGUUGCUGGUGAAGCAGAUCUAAGAGACUUGAACCCAUACAAAGCUGGUGAAGAUACUCUAAUCCAGGCCCUAAGUAAAUCAUUUCAUGACCGUGGUCACAAAGUAGAAUCUGUGGAUAUAUUGUGGGAUCUGAUAAAGCCAGCCAUAUUCUGGUCUGACCACCACAGCAAGAUGAUAAGGAGGUCGUAUCUCUAUGAUUUCUCCUCAACAUUGAACGAAACACAAUUAAGGAGGGUGCAGCGGGAUGAUUCAAACAUUGUGGCAAUGAAUCUGGUCGACCCACGUGGGCUGGCUGUGGACUGGGUGGGCAUGCGGGUAUACUGGGUAGAUGCAGGACAGGAUGUCAUCAUGGUUGCGGAAUUGAAUGGAGAAAAGAAAUGUACACUUAUAGAUGCAGAGCUGGAUCAACCCCAUGACAUUGUUGUGGACCCACAGUCAGGGCUCAUGUUCUGGUCUGACUGGGGUGUGAAAGGUCGUAUUGAAUCAGCAUAUAUGGACGGGACAGGGCGUCGUGCACUUGUGGACACAAUGGUGCAGUGGCCAACUGGACUAGCAAUAGACUACCCAGCCAGAAGAUUGUACUGGACUGAUCCCAAAGCUUAUACUAUAGAAACUGUAGACUUGAAUGGACAAGAUCGCCAGGUCGUCAGAAGAUUCCCACAUAGGAAAAAACCAUACAAAGUGGAAGUAUUUGAAGACAAUUUAUAUGUGAGCACGUACCAGACAAACAACAUCAUCAAGCUGAACAAGUUUGGCCAUGGUAAUCUGACAUACCUGAUGCGGGGGCUAAAUAGAGCGUCAGAUAUUCUCAUCAUUCAGGAAAACAAACAAACAAAGAACAUGACUAAUCCAUGUUCCUCAUCUCCAUGCCACAACUCAACUCUUUGUCUGCUGGGAGGAAACCGGAGCCAGACAGUGCCAGGAUAUUCAUGUGUGUGUCCAGAUGGUUUAGUGAAAACUGUUGCUAAUGACAACAGGAGCAACAGUACACAGGUUGUGUGCAUACCAAUUGUGAGACCUCCAAAGAUCUGUGACUUAGACUGCCAAAAAGGAACAUGUAUAAUGAUAAAUGAUGUUCCCACAUGCAAAUGUCAGUCACUGUAUGAAGGAGACAGGUGUCAGCACUACCGAUGCUCACAGUAUUGUAAAAACAAAGGCCUAUGUUUUGUAGACCUUCUGGCUGCCCACCCAGGUGACUCAUCUCCUCCUCUCAAGUGCAACUGCCCUCCUCAGUGGACAGGGGAGCGCUGUGAGUUCCCAGUUCAUGUGUGUAAGAAUCGAUGCCUUAACAACGGCACAUGCUACAGCCCACAUCCAGGUUUGGCACAGUGUAAUUGCCUUUCAGGUUUCACAGGGAGUCGCUGUGAAAAUUGCAUCAACAUGUUAUGUCAGAAUGGAGGAGUCUGUCAUCAUGCUGAUGGUGUUGAAAAGUGUGAUUGUCCCAAUGGAUACAUUGGCUUGCACUGUGAAAGGUCUGAGUGUGAAGGUUACUGUGUGAGGGGCACAUGCAGCCUAACUGCACAAGGGCCAAUUUGCAUUUGCCCCGCUAACUAUGUUGGUAAAAGAUGUGAACGUAACAGCUGUUUGGACCACUGUGAGAAUGGAGGUACAUGUGUACCUGGAGCUAAGAGGCUUGUUUGUAAUUGCCCACCCCAGUUCACUGGACGCCGAUGUGAAGUAGACUUGUGCACUUGUUCCCCAUGUCAGAGUAAAAACAGUGCAGACUGCAGGUGUCGAGUUCCACGGCCUGCUGAAUGCCAGAUUUCUUGCUACCCUGGACAGUGCCAGAAUGGUGGCACAUGUGUCAUAACAGAGGGACAGUCCUACUGCAAAUGUACAAAUGGGUAUGGGGGAAGGAAUUGUUCUGUUUACUAUGGGCAGCAAAAUCCAUGCCUGGACUACUGUAAUCAGAAUGGGAGAUGCUCACUUGUGACACAUGGUUCAAAGUUGCCAAACCCUGUAUGUAGCUGCAACCCUGGCUGGACAGGCCUUCGGUGUGAAGAGAGAUCUGCCUGCAAAGGAUACUGCUUCAAUGGUGGAACAUGCCAAGAGUCACCAGACCCCAGCUUAAAGCCUAGUUGCAUAUGUCCAACCACAAGUACAGGUGACCGAUGUCAAUCUCCAGUGUUGGACUUCUCCAUAGCUCAUGAAUCAAGUGGAAGUAGUAGUACCGUCAUCAUGGUGGUGAUAAUUGCAGUAAUUUUUCUACUCGUGCUUGUGGUCUCCCUUGUGUUGGCAUACUACUUCAUGCGGCGCAGGAGAAGUGGAAAGCCAUUCAUGCAUGUUCGUAUGCAAGAAAAUGUGGAAAUCAGCAAUCCAAUGUACCUGCGAGAAGAAGUAGAUGAUGACGCUGAAGCCCUGGAUGGUAACUUCAGCCUUGAUGCUGACAAGAGUGGAAACUUUGUGAACCCAGUGUAUGACUCACUGUACAGUGUUGGCUCAGCAGGAAGUACAACAGCAAACAUCAGUGAGGAGAAGAAAGGGCUGUUACAACGAGCAAAUAGAGAUGGUCAGCACACACUUGCAGACACAAGAGAUAGUCCUUAGCUUGCUGGAAAGUUUGCUAGGUUUCGGAAAGAACGCAAAACUACAGUGCCAAACAUUACACCAAAUAUUUGCCCUCUCCUUACUACACUGUACACUGUUGUAGUUUUGUCCCUUGUCAUAUUUCAGCUACUCAGGCAUUUUCCAUUUUUCUUUGUGUUUUUCCAUGUUUUCACUGCUAGCUCCAUACAAAUUGUUGACAUAUUAUAUGCAUUAUUUGACAGUGAGCUAUUAUUCCUUGCCUCCUAUUAGUCUUCCAUUUCUGUAUCCCAUACCUUACACACUGUGUAUUGUGUCAAGAAAAAUAUUGUUUCUUCUUUCAUGUGCCUUAGGUGAUGCUGUUUUCAUCUUCUGUAUGUAGUACUCCUUCUGUACUUUAUCUCCUUAA